ACUUAAAAAUAUUUCACGACCUCGGUUAAAAAAACUGCCGAAAUUCGUCGGCUCUUUCGAUUCUUGCUGAUAUGUCAGUUGAAAAUUUCCCAUUGCCGAUAAUCAGUGCCAUUUAAAACUGAAAUAUCAGUUAAACAAAUAUUUUAACCGAAACUCGGCAACACAACAUGCCGAUUACAUACGUUAACACUGCUGUCACCGAGGUCAUCCGUCAAAAUAACCGAAAUUUCGGCCAUGCUAUUUGAGUUAGCCGAGGCUCGGUUUUCUAUCUGUCAUUCAUCAUUUAGUCGAUGCAGAAACCUUUCGGAGUGAUUUUGUGUUAUAAAAUCAAUAGUGUGAAAAAUAAAUGAAAAUAUGACACCCAGCGUGAAGAAACCGAUCAUCAGUAGCGUACGAUCGGACACGGGUGGGCUACGAAGCUCUGUCAACGCACGUAGCCAGUGCACAUAAGAUCGUCGCUCGAAGCAGUCCUUAUCCAAGGAUUACCGGAUGCUAGUUCGAUUGGACCAACAUUUGCCGGCCCGUUCGGACUUCCAGGUUUCAUUUCCAGUUACCUUCACGAGAACCGUGUCUGUACCGGUGUCCGCUCUAUGCCCGGCCCAUCUUCCUGCACCCUUACUACAUCCAGACGCUGUACACCAUCUGGUGUUGUAUCGGCGCCCGUCCCUGCGCUUCCCAUCUCACCACAACUCUCACAAUUGGGGGGGAGGUGACUUCCUGCCGUCCAACUACAGAUACGAUGGUGGCAUCAUGCUGCAGAAAAUGUACAUCGGCAAUCAGCAUGGGCUCUGGCUGUUAUGGUUAUGUCUCAAUAAAUAAUUGUGUUUGUAUUUAUAACUCAAACUAACUUUUUACGCAAAUAAAACCGCUAAAAUUAAAAAA
Anopheles arabiensis is the source of this 882-nucleotide messenger RNA. RefSeq lists its product as uncharacterized. Bases 490 to 819 code for a protein of 109 amino acids. The record is from RefSeq and is a predicted model, not a curated record. The transcript is spliced from 2 exons. Lineage: Eukaryota; Metazoa; Arthropoda; Insecta; Diptera; Culicidae.